Phyllopteryx taeniolatus (common seadragon) is the source of this 7270-nucleotide messenger RNA. RefSeq names its product ATPase phospholipid transporting 11C (gene atp11c). The record is from RefSeq and is a predicted model, not a curated record. The coding region runs from base 503 to 3937 and encodes 1144 amino acids. The transcript has 30 exons. Gene Ontology annotation, cellular component: recycling endosome; endoplasmic reticulum; plasma membrane. Gene Ontology annotation, biological process: phospholipid translocation. Gene Ontology annotation, molecular function: magnesium ion binding; ATPase-coupled intramembrane lipid carrier activity; ATP hydrolysis activity. NCBI's taxonomy places the organism in Eukaryota, Metazoa, Chordata, Actinopteri, Syngnathiformes, Syngnathidae.
CAGUCAGUCAGUCGGUCAGUCAGUGAGACUUCUUUCCGAGGGCGGCGACGCCACCGGAACGCGUCGCCGGUUGUAAUCACAAGUUAAACGACUCAAGUGGCAAUUUCCGGUAUCACUGUGAGGCAGGCGAAGAGGCGAGCCUACCGGGAUCCUCGCAGCAGCAACAGGGCGCCCGAGGCAGCCAGCGAGAUGUCCGUGUCUGCUCCAGCCUGGAGCCUCGAAGGGAAAAAGCGCGACGGCCGAACCGCGACGCCGAGCCUCCUGGCCGGCCGAGGAUGCGAAUGGUGACGAGGCGGCGGAGUCCACGACUACUACCCGAACAGAGAGGAUGUAGCGUCGCCGUCGCGGCUUUUCCGACUAACGUCCGUAGAAUAGAGGAUAGAUAGUGAAGCUAGCUAACGUUUACAUGUAAACUUGCUCGCGGAGGAGCGGAGGGGGAACUGUGGAACCGAAGCCGCCGGCGCGGGAGUCUCUUCGGGGCAGGAGAGUUUUGGAAAUCAAGAUGCUACGAAGAAGCCUCAACCGACUGCUUAAAGGCGAUGAAAGAAGAGUAGACAGUAGGACAAUCUACGUUGGUCAUCAGCCAGGUUCUGCCAGCGAGCCUUUCAUCCCGCCAAAGUUUUGUGACAACAGAAUUGUGUCGUCCAAGUAUACCGUGUGGAACUUUUUACCAAAGAACUUGUUUGAACAGUUCAGAAGAAUUGCCAAUUUCUACUUCCUUAUCAUCUUCCUGGUGCAGGUGAUAGUGGACACCCCCACCAGCCCAGUCACCAGUGGCCUACCUUUAUGUUUUGUGAUUACAGUGACAGCGAUCAAGCAGGGCUAUGAGGACUGGCUACGACACAAGGCUGACAAUGAGGUGAACAAGUAUCCUGUGACAGUGCUUGAAAAUGGUCGGAGGCUACGGAAGGAGAGUGAGAAGAUCAAGGUGGGAGAUGUUUUAGAGGUGGAAGAAGAUGAGACCUUUCCCUGUGAUUUAAUCCUGCUCGCAUCCAGCAGGGGUGACGACACCUGUUUUGUUACCACUGCUAGUCUGGAUGGAGAGUCCAACCAUAAAACACACUACACUGUUCCAGACAUAGAAAAGGAUCUGGAAUCCCUCAGUGCUACUUUGGAGUGUGAACAGCCUCAGCCUGACCUUUAUAAGUUUGUCGGCCGUAUGCACAUCUACAAAAGCAAUCAAGAGCCUGCAGUGAGGUCUUUGGGCCCGGAGAAUUUGCUGCUAAAAGGGGCAACUUUAAAGAAUACUCAGAAGAUCUCUGGUGUUGCUAUUUACACUGGCAUGGAGACCAAAAUGGCUCUCAAUUAUCAAGGCAAGUCUCAGAAACGCUCUGCUGUGGAGAAGUCCAUCAAUGCCUUCCUUUUGGUGUACCUUUGCAUUUUGGUGAGCAAGGCCCUGGUGUGCACUACGCUCAAGUAUGUGUGGCAAAGCAAGCUUGGGCAGGAUGAUCCUUGGUACAAUGAGAAAACCCAGAAAGAGAAGGACACCAAUCUGUAUCUAAAGAUGUUCACUGACUUCCUGUCAUUCAUGGUGCUCUUCAACUUCAUAAUUCCCGUGUCCAUGUAUGUGACGGUUGAGAUGCAAAAGUUUUUGGGAUCCUUUUUCAUCACCUGGGACAAGGACUUUUUUGACCCUGAAAUCAAGGAGGGGGCGCUGGUCAACACCUCUGACCUCAAUGAGGAACUCGGUCAGGUGGAGUAUGUCUUCACAGACAAGACGGGUACCCUCACUCAGAAUAACAUGGAGUUCAUCGAGUGCUGCAUCGAUGGAUUCCAGUACAAGCAUCAAGACGCAAACUCAGAGUUAGAUGGAUUUUGUGUCACAGAUGGCCCCGUGAGCAGACUAAAGGAAAAAGCUGGCAGGGAGCGUGAGGAGCUGUUUCUGCGCGCCCUUUGUCUGUGCCACACGGUCCAGGUGAAGGAGUCACCUGUGCCGAUUCAGGUCCAAGACAGCAGAAUGGCCGACCAGGUGGAUUCCCUCGGAGUGGAUGCCAUCGUGUUCCGUGUCCCCCUGGAUGAGAGGGGCUUGAUAGCGUCCUCCCCUGAUGAGGUCGCCCUGGUCAAGGGGGCCAUGAGGUAUGGCUUCACAUUUCUGGGUCUCGAAAGUAAAGCCAUGAAAAUCCUCAACAGGAGCCAUGAAGUUGAAGUUUAUGAACUACUUCAUGUGCUGAAUUUUGACCCAGUGAGAAGACGGAUGAGUGUAAUUGUCAAAUGCAAAUCAGGUGAUAUUGUGCUCUUCUGCAAGGGAGCAGACUCCUCAAUUUUCCCUCGCGUCAGACAGGAAGAAGUGGGACCGAUACGUGUGCACGUGGAGCGGAAUGCAAAGGAGGGCUACAGAACACUGUGUGUGGCUUACAAACUACUCAGCACGGAGGAGUAUGCCCGGGCGGAUGCACACCUGAGGGAAGCCAGGCUGGCUUUGCAGGACAGAGAGGAGAAACUCAUGGCUGUUUAUAAUGAGGUGGAGACUGGCAUGAGUCUCAUCGGUGCGACUGCAGUUGAAGAUCGACUUCAAGAAGAGGCUGCAGAAACAAUGGAGGCUCUGCAGGGGGCAGGCAUUAAGAUCUGGGUCCUGACGGGGGACAAAAUGGAGACAGCAAAGUCCACCUGUUUCGCCUGUCGCCUGUUUCAGCGGUCCACUGAGCUGUUUGAGCUAACAGUGCGCACUCUUGAAGAAGGAGGUCGGAAGCGCGAGGAACGACUGCACGAGCUCUUACUCGAGUAUCACAAGAAAGCAGUGCAGGAUGCGCCAUCCUUAGAAAACAGUGUCAGCAGGAACUGGUCAGUUACCAACCAUGAAUACGGUUUUAUUAUUGAUGGAGCCACUCUGUCAAUGGUGCUCAACUCCACCGAUUCCAACUCCAGCCACUACAAGAAUCUCUUCCUACAGAUUUGCCAAAAUUGCACCGCUGUGCUGUGCUGCCGCAUGGCUCCAUUGCAAAAGGCCCAGAUAGUAAAACUGGUAAAGAACUCUAAAGGUAACCCGAUUACACUCUCCAUUGGUGAUGGCGCAAAUGAUGUCAGCAUGAUUUUGGAAGCUCAUGUUGGCAUUGGCAUUAAGGGUAAAGAAGGUCGACAGGCUGUGAGGAACAGUGACUACGCCAUUCCCAAACUAAAGCACCUGAAGAAACUCCUGCUGGCCCAUGGACAUCUGUACUAUGUUCGCAUUGCACACUUGGUGCAGUAUUUCUUUUACAAGAACCUGUGCUUCAUCUUACCUCAGUUUUUGUACCAGUUUUUCUGUGGCCAUUCCCAGCAGCCCCUCUAUGAUGCAGCCUAUCUGACGAUGUACAACAUCUGCUUCACCUCUAUGCCCAUCCUGGCUUACAGCCUCUUGGAGCAGCACAUCAGCAUUCAGGCUUUGCUGAGCAAUGCUCCCCUAUACAGAGAGAUUCGUAAGAAUGCCAUGUUGCGAUGGCAACCCUUCCUCUACUGGACAUUACUGGGGGUCUUCCAUGGUUUGGUCUUCUUCUUCGGUGUCCGAUGUAUGUUUAGGAACUCGGCCCUGCAGGAUGACGGCCAGGUUUAUGGAAACUGGUCCUAUGGCACAAUUGUCUUCACUGUCCUUGUCUUCACUGUCACACUAAAGCUUGCUCUGGACACUCGACACUGGACAUGGAUCAACCACUUUGUAAUAUGGGGCUCUCUUGCGUUUUACAUGCUUUUCAGCUUCUUCUGGGGAGGAAUUAUUUGGCCGUUCCUGAGGCAGCAGCGUUUGUAUUUUGUGUUUGCCACCAUGCUGAGUUCUGUGUCAGCCUGGCUGGUCAUCAUCCUGCUCAUCGGGCUCAGCCUACUGCCAGAGAUCCUUCUGGCCGUCUUCCGCAAGCCCUGCAGUCCCUGUUCUCAGAUGAAGCACCGCCUUCCUUCCUCGGGGACUUCUACCAUCUUCAUGUUGUCGCAGACCGCUAGCACGCACAGCUUCUCAUGGAGUGACUGAGGCGUGUGUCUCCCUGCUGCCACAGCAUGUGCAGUGCAGUCUGGUCAAUUCAGCACACCCAAGCAUCCCAGUCUGCAUGAGGCUCAAGUCAGCAACCAGAUAAUGGACACACACCGCAAAACCCCCUUCUGGCCACUCCAUUCUGUUUGUCUAUGUGUGUGUAUGUUUAGUGUGCUUCAGAGUUCAGGGCACGAGUGGGAGAACUUUUGAUUUUUGAACAUUUGUUUUUUAAAAUGGACAGAUGGGCCAAAUCGAUUGGCAUUUUCUUAUUUGUAAUUAUACAGUAAUUAUGGCUAACCAAUUGUGUCGUAAAAAAUGUUAAAUGUGUGGUGUUCCUCGCAUAAUCUCAGACUUUAUUGCUUUGGCGCCAUUUUCUGGCAUCUACAGCAAUUCUUAACCUUUUUGGGGGGAUUUCAAUUACCCGCGGUGUUCGCUAUAACGCAUAUAACGGCGGAACGCGAAUAACGGCGGAACACUGUGUGUAAACAUUUUUUUUACAAUUGUUGGUUUUACUUACAACAUAAUGUAAUAGAUCAAUUAAACUGUUAAAUAAAACAUUAUUACGUACUGUACAUUUUAAUUACCCACUUGUUAGGACAAAUGGCUUAAUAAUGGCCGAAACGUAUUUGCAGGAUUUUCUGAUUGCCGGAUUUCACCUUGACGAAUAACAUUCUGCAAGAAAACUUUUUCAAAAUAAGUGCACUUUUCAGAUAGGUUUUGCUUUUCAGCCUUUACAUGAUAAUGGAUCAUACAGGAUUUUCAAAAUGCAAAUGCUUGGUAGGCCGGACAAAAUAACAGAGUAGGCUCUACGUGUCUCACGGGCCUUACUUUGCCCAUCCCUGAUAUAGGUGCUGGACCUAUAAUUAUAUUGUAUGUCAUGUUAAAUGUUAAAUGUUCAAAUAGAGUAGCUACAUGAGUCUCAAACAAUUGAGUCAAAAAUGUAACUUUAACGGUGGUAAGCAAAGAAGGAGCAGGUAUUAUAUUUGUCUGAUUUACUGUUGGAAGAGGUGUUUUAAAAACCUUGUCAAUGUUCAUGUGUCUCGCUGUAUCAAGUCCUCUUUUGUAUAUUUCUACUGCUUGUGUCUGACAGCAAUCAUAAGACAGAGUAAGGCCUGGUACACACAAGGAUUUUUCAAAUCUUUAUGGAUUUUUUGAUCUGUCUGACAGACCCCACACACAAAGAUAAAAAUCGGGCAUUUAACAGUUUUGGUCAUAUUGUGUGUAGUGUGUUCCGAUAAUCGCAACACAUAACACCACACGCAUAAGGAUUCUGUUCCACCACUGAUCUACAAACAAGUCAGCGAAGGCAGAUACAGUAUAUCACAUGAUCACACGUGAUCUCACAAAAACGAAGAGGGGGAGACCCUUCCGGUUAUGUGCAGAGUGUUGUCGAAGGGACAAAAAAAAAAAUAAAACUUUGGAAAAUACUUAUCGUCUGGGGAACCCACUUUUACACAAAAAACAACAUCGGGUAAGAUAUGUUUGUUUUUAUUUACGGUCAUUUCCUUGUUCGUCACUAAGGGCACUUCUUGAUUGGCUACAUUCCAUUUCACGUCACAAUUCCCGGAGUCAUGACUCGGGGAGACGUCGGCUUUCCCCACACCCACACGCACAAAGAUUUUUGGUCGUACAUAUUGAACUCGUUAAAUAUUUAAGAUUUUCGGCCCGACCCAUUUCUUACUAUCGAGUCGGGACAAAUUACUCUCAACACACCUCAGACGUAAGGAUAAUCUUCUAUGAUAAUCUUAUAAGACAUACGAUUGCCUGGCGUUUGACGUCCUUUGUUGGGAAAGAGCAAAAUCGAGACGAAACCAGCCCGAUGGUCUUUGUGUGUACUAGGCCUAAGGCCAUGUAUGUGUGUGCUUGUAUGAGGGGCCAUAAGGAACCUAAUUCAGGAUUACCUCUCAUACGCACUAUUGAAGCACUCUCACAUUCAACUCUCAUGUUUUUCACUCACACAAGUGAAAACGCUCUUACACUAGUGAAACACUUAAACACGAGUGAAAUGCCCUUAUAGACACUAGUGAAACACUCAUACACAAAAAGGUUGUUUUUUUUUCACUCACAUCCACGAGUGAAACGUACUUACUGGUUGGUGAAACACACAAUAGUGAAAUGCUCAAACACUAAGCUCUCAUACAGACAGCUGAAUUUUAAUUUUUUAUAUUGAUUUAUUUUUUUGCUCCCUUUCAGUGGUAAAACACCCUCAGACACACUACUAAUAGUCUCAUACACACUACUGGAAUGCUCUCACACUCUAGUGAAAUGCUUGGAUACACACAACCUUUUUGCCGCACACACCACUGCUAAAACGCUCUCAUAGAGACUGCUGAAACACCCACACACUCAGGCCAGUCAAACGUUCUUAUAGACCAUGUGUCAAACUGGUGGCCCGGGGGCCAUAUUUGCCCCGCCACAUCAUUUUAAGUGGCCAGCCAAAGCAAUCAUGUGCGGCGACUUAAAUGUUUUUGCUGAAAUACUAAAAUUGCAAAUGGCCUUCCCUUUCAAUAACGUUGCGAUAUUAAGGAUUUUUUUGUUACCAAGCCCCCUCUUGAAGUAAAUUGCAUACGAGUUGAACAGUUUUUUUUUUUUUUUACUGGCGUCUGAUUUCAAAACUAGUUAUCCAACAAUUUGUUGUUUAUAUGUACAACCCCAAUUCCAAUGAAGUUGGGACGUUGUCUUAAACAUAAAUAAAAACAGAAUACAAUGAUUUGCAAAUCAUGUACAACCUAUAUUUAAUUGUAUACACUACAAAGACUAGAUAUUUAAUGUUGAAACUGAUACACUUUAUUGUUUUUAGCAAAUAAUCAUUAACUUAGAAUUUUAUGGCUGUGACACAUUCCAAAAGAGCUGUGACAGGUGGCAAAAAAGACUGAGAAAGUUGAGGAAUGCUCAUCAAACACCUGUUUGGAACAUCCCACAGGUGAACAGGCUAAUUGGGAACACGUGGGUGCCAUGAUUGGGUAUAAAAGGAGCUUCCCUGAAUUGCUCAGUCAUUCACAAGCAAAGAUGGGGCAAGCUUCACCUCUUUGUGAACAAGUGCGUGAGAAAAUAGUCGAACAGUUUAAGGACAAUGUUCCUCAACGUACAAUUGCAAGGAAUUUAGGGAUUUCAUCAUAUACGGUCCAUAAUAUCAUCAAAAGGUUCAGCGAAUCUGGAGAAAUCACUGGAUGUAAGCGGCAACGCCGAAAACCAACAUUGAAUGCCCGUGACAUUCGAUCCCUCAGGCGGCACUGCAUCAAAAAACAACAUCAAUGUGUAAAGGAUAUCACCACAUGGGCUCAGGAACACUUCAGAAAACCAGUGUCAGUAAAUACGGUUCGGCGCUACAUC